Zingiber officinale is the source of this 2830-nucleotide messenger RNA. Its product is annotated as pentatricopeptide repeat-containing protein At1g03100, mitochondrial-like. NCBI's taxonomy places the organism in Eukaryota, Viridiplantae, Streptophyta, Magnoliopsida, Zingiberales, Zingiberaceae. The record is from RefSeq and is a predicted model, not a curated record. The transcript is spliced from 2 exons. Gene Ontology annotation, molecular function: protein binding. Bases 376 to 2694 code for a protein of 772 amino acids.
UCAUCGGUUCUCUCUUCUUCCUCCGUUCCCCAGUCCACACCACACGGCCGCCUCUUCCUCCUGUCUGAUCCGCUCCGCUCCCUCCCCGACGCGGCUCCGACGUGCUCGCCUGUCCGGUUGCAGAACCUUGGAAGUCAGCGCCUUCACUAGCUCUGCUUCCGCUCUGUCACCGCCAGAUCUCUCUUCUCCCGCAUCGCCGGCGGAGUUGCGUGCCGGAAGAGAAUCCAAAACAGCGCACGCGACCGUACUAGUGAAAUCCUUCAGAUAGGCAUCGAUGCGGCGUUUAAAAGAUAGGAAUUUCUGGAUUUACUUGCUAAUUGGAACUCUUCGGAUGCAAGCUUUUCCAGUUUAUGGACGAUUACUUUAGAUUAACAAAUGCUUUCUUCAAGGAGAUUCAGCUUUCUUUCUUCAUCAUGUUCAGCUCUUCGAUGCACACUGACAAAUACCUCUGGCUAUGGGUCGCCGGCUCGAUUAAGCGAUGAGUGCAAUAAGCAUUCGAUUUAUUGUUCUGAAAGAAAAAUGGAGGCCGCCGGAUUCAUGACUCGGGACAAUCCCUGUUUUAGAGCAUUCUGUACAGUGGCUGCUCCCCUAUUAGUUCAAGCUUGCGAUCCGUCUCGAGUAGCUUUGGAGCUAGAACAUGCAGUCGAUGAGCAAAGAUUUGAGGAUGCAUGGAUUGCAUAUGAGAAGCAUGUGCACAUGGUUGGUCUCCCUAGGAAAUCAGUCUUGAGCAAGCUUCUAGUUGGUUUUACUGAGAGCUGUAGUGUCCAUUGGUUAAACAAAGCAUAUAGUGUCGUCGAGGUGGCUUUUGCGGAAACUAAGCAUGAUCUAUUGGAGAAAGAUGUUCUUCUUUACCUCGCUUUCAUCCUUUCGAGAUCGCAACUGUCUAUCCUUGCAGCAAACAUUGUAAGAAAAUUGGUAAAGAUGGAAGCUUUCCCUCCUGUAACAGCUUGGUCAGGUAUCAUAGGCCACAUGAGCCAAACAUCGACUGGUGCAUUGCUUGCUUCUGAGUUAAUUAUGGAGAUUGGGUAUCUGUUCAAAGAUAACAGGGUUGAUCCUCGUAAAAAGAGCAACAGACCUUUGCUAGCUAUGAAGCCAAACACUAUUGCCUUUAAGAUCGUUUUAACCGGAUGCCUCCUUUUUGGAACUACUAGAAAAGCUGAGGAGCUUCUUGAACUAAUGCCACGGAUCGGUGUGAAGCCUAAUUCCAACUUACUGAUUGUCAUGGCUCAAAUAUAUGAGAAAAAUGGGCAUAGAGAUGAACUUAUAAAACUAAAGAGGCAUGUCGAUGAGGCCAUUGAUCUUAACAUUGUAGACUUUCAGCAGUUCUACAAUUGCUUGUUUUCCUGUCAUUUGAAGUUUAAGGAUUUAGAUGCAGCCGUCGACAUGGUCCUAGACAUGCUCAGAAAAGCUAAGGAAGCAAAGCAGUCUUUGGCUGCUGCAAGGUCAUUGUUGCAAACUGUUGAAGCUGGAAGUUCAAUUCCUUGUGAAAACCCUGGACUUGAGAAGUUGGAUAGUUUGGACAAGUUUGAAUUGAUUAAGCUCCAGGCGCCUCUUUAUUUUGAUUUCACCAAGGAUCGAAGAUGUUCAAGGCUUGAAGCUGAGGCCAAGGAAUCGCUUGAUUUGCUAACAGAAAAGUUGCAGGCUAAGGUUGAACUUGUUAAAUCUGAACGUGGCAUUCUUCAUCCAACUGAGAAAAUGUAUGCUAAACUCGUAAGUUCUUUCCUUGAAGCUGACAAAAUUAGCGAAUUGGCAUCUUUCCUAAUCAAAGCAAGCAAGGAAGAAGCUCCUGUUUCUGUUGAAAAAUCUGCUGUUGUUCAAGUAAUAAAUUAUUGUAUUUCUAUUGGUUUACUAGAACAGGCACAUGAUCUAUUGGAUGAGAUGAGAUUUUCUGGGAUUAGAGUCGGUUCUGCUGUUUAUUCUUCUCUGCUAAAAGCUUACUGUAAGGAUGAUCGACAUGCUGAAGCACUGGCACUCCUAAGAGAUGCCCGACAAGCAGGAAUCCAGCUUGACUCAAGCUGCUAUGAUACUCUUAUCCAAUCGCGGAUACAACAGAAUGACUCGAGUGGUGCUCUGCAUAUAUUUAAGGAGAUGAAAGAGUCCAACAUACCAAGACUGACUCAUGGGAGUUUUGAAACUUCAGUGGAUGGCUGUGCAGGGGGACAUGAAGCAGGUCUGAUGGCUAAGCUUUUAGAGGAAAUAGAGGACAGUCAGAAUGUCGAUGCUGGUAUUCACGAUUGGAACAACGUGAUUCAUUUUUUUUGCAAGAAAAGACUGAUGGGUGAUGCUCAAAAAGCUCUGAACAAGAUGAAAUCUUUAGGCCACAUGCCAAAUGCUCAGACUUACCAUUCUCUGGUUAUUGCGUAUGCUGCAAUAGGUGGGAAAUAUCAUGAAGUAACAGAUUUGUGGGGAGAAAUGAAAGUUCUUGCAAAUUCAAAGUCGAUGAAAUUUGACCAGGAGUUAUUAGACUCAUUACUGUAUUGUUUUGUCAGGGGUGGCUUUUUCCUUCGAGCCAUGGAAGUCAUCGAGAUGAUGGAGCUCGAUCAGAUGUUCAUAGACAAGUACAAGUAUAGGUCUCUUUGGUUGAAGUAUCAUAAGAUUUUGUAUAAGGGAAAGGCCCCAAAGGUGCAGACAGAAGCUCAGCUGAAAAGAAGGGAAGCAGCUUUGGCUUUCAAGAGAUGGAUUGCCAUAACAUAAGAUUACAAUGCCUGUUCCUGUUCAAAUGAUUUGUGCCUAAAAGUUUUUGUGUAAUCCUAUCGCAAAAUAAGUUUCUUCUUCAAGAUAAAAGACAACUAUGGAAUUGUUGCAUUCGCUAAGGAAGCAGUUUGUGUUA